Messenger RNA from Gorilla gorilla gorilla (western lowland gorilla), 2820 nucleotides. RefSeq names its product kelch repeat and BTB domain containing 4 (gene KBTBD4). Gene Ontology annotation, molecular function: protein binding. The record is from RefSeq and is a predicted model, not a curated record. Bases 438 to 2069 code for a protein of 543 amino acids. NCBI's taxonomy places the organism in Eukaryota, Metazoa, Chordata, Mammalia, Primates, Hominidae. The transcript has 3 exons.
UUCAUAUGGAGCGUCUUAACUCCAUGCGCUGGGAAGGAGAGGACCUGGCCACUAGGCCGGGGCCGGGGGUCCUUUUUGUCUGAUUCUACUGCCCCUGAGCUUCACUAGUUUUAUGCCCCAGUUAUUUGGUUAGUAAGGCUUUUACGAUCACAGGCCUCUCCCAGCCCUUUGCUUUCAUAUAUUGACCUAAAUCCCAAGUCUUUUGUUAACAUUAUGGAAAGGAAUUAUUCCGUGUUUUCUCAGGAAAACACCCAGAGUUGGAACUUUUAUUUAUUUCAUUAGCGGAGGGGCGCCACUGGGGAUAACGAACCCAGAUUUGGUUAAAGGAUAGCGUCAGGGACAUCAUGGACAGGGCCAGGACUAAGGCCAAUCUGGACCCACUUUGCUCUCACUUCUUCCUUUUCCCUCCCUGAGUUGGACAGUUGGAUUCACAGACUAUGGCUGUGAAUUCCUCAGGUUACUCAAGGUGGUGUUGCUUUGCAGACAGCUGGCAGAGAGAGAAGUUGGCUAGCAUGGAAUCACCGGAGGAGCCUGGAGCAUCCAUGGAUGAGAACUACUUUGUGAACUACACUUUCAAAGAUCGGUCACAUUCAGGCCGUGUGGCUCAAGGCAUCAUGAAACUGUGUCUAGAGGAGGAGCUCUUUGCUGAUGUCACCAUUUCGGUGGAAGGCCGGGAGUUUCAGCUCCAUCGGCUGGUCCUCUCAGCUCAGAGCUGCUUCUUCCGAUCCAUGUUCACUUCCAACCUGAAGGAGGCCCACAACCGGGUGAUUGUGCUGCAGGAUGUCAGCGAGUCUGUUUUCCAGCUCCUGGUUGAUUAUAUCUACCAUGGGACUGUGAAACUUCGAGCUGAGGAGUUGCAGGAAAUUUAUGAGGUGUCAGACAUGUAUCAGCUGACAUCUCUCUUUGAGGAAUGCUCUCGGUUUUUGGCCCGCACAGUGCAAGUGGGAAACUGCCUUCAGGUGAUGUGGCUGGCAGAUCGGCACAGUGAUCCUGAGCUCUAUACGGCUGCCAAGCACUGUGCCAAGACCCACCUGGCCCAGCUGCAGAAUACAGAGGAAUUUCUCCACUUGCCCCACCACUUACUCACAGAUAUCAUCUCGGAUGGAGUUCCGUGUUCUCAGAACCCAACAGAGGCAAUAGAAGCCUGGAUCAACUUUAAUAAAGAGGAAAGAGAGGCUUUUGCAGAGUCACUCAGGACAAGCUUGAAGGAAAUUGGGGAGAAUGUGCACAUUUACCUGAUUGGGAAAGAGUCAUCUCGUACCCACUCGUUGGCUGUGUCCUUGCACUGUGCAGAAGAUGACUCCAUCAGUGUAAGUGGCCAAAACAGUUUGUGCCACCAGAUCACUGCAGCCUGCAAGCAUGGUGGAGACUUGUAUGUGGUGGGAGGGUCCAUCCCACGGCGCAUGUGGAAGUGCAACAAUGCCACCGUUGACUGGGAGUGGUGUGCUCCUUUGCCUCGGGACCGGCUCCAGCACACCCUGGUGUCUGUGCCCGGGAAAGAUGCCAUAUAUUCACUGGGUGGCAAGACACUGCAAGAUACCCUCUCCAACGCAGUCAUUUAUUAUCGCGUAGGUGAUAAUGUGUGGACAGAGACAACCCAGCUAGAGGUGGCUGUGUCAGGGGCUGCUGGUGCCAACCUCAACGGGAUCAUCUACUUACUAGGGGGGGAGGAGAAUGAUCUGGACUUCUUUACCAAACCUUCCCGACUCAUCCAGUGCUUUGACACAGAGACAGACAAAUGCCAUGUGAAGCCCUAUGUGCUGCCCUUUGCAGGCCGCAUGCACGCAGCUGUGCAUAAAGAUCUGGUGUUCAUCGUGGCUGAAGGGGACUCCCUGGUGUGCUACAAUCCCUUGCUAGACAGCUUCACCCGGCUUUGCCUUCCUGAGGCCUGGAGCUCUGCUCCAUCCCUCUGGAAGAUUGCCAGCUGUAACGGGAGCAUCUAUGUCUUCCGGGACCGAUAUAAAAAGGGGGAUGCCAACACCUACAAGCUUGACCCUGCCACUUCAGCCGUAACUGUCACAAGAGGUAUUAAGGUGCUGCUUACCAAUUUGCAGUUUGUGUUGGCCUAAGGCUGUGGGGAGGGGAGGAGAACUGCUCACUCCUUUUCCCUCCCCAUACAAACUCAAAGUCCCCUGGGCCCCAAUUCAGAGUUAUGUUUUUUUUGGCACAUACUAGAAAGUCAGUGCCUCAGCCCUUCCCUGAAUCCAUGGAGGUGUUCUGUUUGGGGCUUUUUAGACUGCUGCUGCUCAGCUGGUUGCUUGAACUGACAGUAGGCCAGCCUGUUCUCUGCCAUUCCCUAGUCAUCCUGUGCUCCCUAGUCAUCCUGUGCCUCACCACAGCUUGCUUAGAGCAAGCCUUUUCUCAGACCUUAGGCACAGCCUCUCCUCUUUACCUGAUCAAUGUUAAAUGUAAGCACCCCUGAUCCCAGGACAUAAGGAAAGAUGCCCAAUUGUACUUUUGUUCUAUAGCCUGUGAAAUGGCUAGUUGGUCAUUUUUCCACAAAGAAUUAGGUGUUAAGAGUUUUCCUUCAGGCUUUACUUAGGAGAAUGGACUAAGCUGAAGGUGUACUUCACCAGCAAGAGUCAACUCUAGAAUUCAGGAUGUUCCUUCUAUUGUUUUCUUAUCCAUCUGUCAGGAAAUGUAACUUUGGUUUUAUUUUUGGCUUAUUCCAAGGGGUAAGCCAGAAAAUAGAAAUGAUUAUUUCUGAUUAAUAGCAGAAACUUUUUCAAUCUCAAAUAUAUAAGGUGUCUGCUCUUUUAAAAGCUCUAAGCUAAGUCAAGAGCUAGGAACUGUUGAUACAAAUAAAAGUUUUUGAAGGGA